Molecule: messenger RNA, 2739 nt
Organism: Xyrauchen texanus (razorback sucker)
Lineage: Eukaryota; Metazoa; Chordata; Actinopteri; Cypriniformes; Catostomidae
Gene: arf2a
Product: ADP-ribosylation factor 2a
Exons: 5
Coding region: 104-649 (181 amino acids)
Biological process (GO): vesicle-mediated transport; intracellular protein transport
Cellular component (GO): cytoplasm; plasma membrane
Molecular function (GO): GTPase activity; GTP binding
Source: RefSeq, a predicted model, not a curated record
UGACGCCACUGUCCUCGGACUAGAGAAAGAAGCCAUUUUGUUUUUAGCGGUGAGGAGGAGAACCGGAAAAUUGUAGCGAAACUGCACCAUAAGAUCUGCCACCAUGGGGAAUAUGUUUGCAGGCCUCUUUAAGAAUCUCUUUGGGAAGAAAGAGAUGAGAAUCCUGAUGGUGGGGUUGGAUGCUGCUGGAAAGACUACCAUCCUGUACAAACUAAAACUAGGAGAGAUAGUCACCACCAUCCCCACUAUUGGUUUUAAUGUUGAGACAGUAGAGUAUAAAAACAUUAGUUUCACGGUGUGGGAUGUUGGCGGUCAGGACAAGAUCCGGCCACUCUGGAGGCACUAUUUCCAGAACACACAAGGACUGAUUUUUGUUGUGGACAGUAACGAUAGGGAGCGAGUGAACGAGGCAAGGGAGGAGUUGACGAGAAUGCUGGCAGAGGAUGAGUUGAGAGAUGCAGUGCUGCUCGUCUUUGCCAAUAAACAGGACCUGCCCAAUGCAAUGAACGCAGCAGAGAUCACAGAUAAACUGGGCCUUCAUUCCCUGCGUCACCGUAACUGGUACAUCCAAGCCACCUGCGCCACCAGUGGAGACGGCCUAUAUGAAGGGCUCGACUGGCUCUCCAACCAGCUGAAAAACGCUAAAUGAUCCAUUCCAUUCUCCCCUCUUGUGUCAGUGCUGUGUGUAUGAGUGUGUAAAGGGAGACAGCACUGGUUUCAGUCUCACCCGGAUGCCCAGUUUAUUAAUUUCUUUCUUUUGUCCAGUCUUGUAAACAUCAGAGGCUCUGUCCAGUGCUGUCAAAUAUACACAUGCAAGAGUGUGAGUGUUUGUGUAUGUAUGUGUGUGUAUACUGAGGGUGGGAGCAGCGUUGCUGUGCCUUUCAAAAAGACACUCAGAGUACAGCACGGUUCUCUCUUUCUCUCCCUCUCCCUUAUCCUUCCUGAUCCCCGUGGUUUUCUGCACGCAAAAAAUUACCCAGGAUGUUAAAUAUUUCUGAUACGUAAUACACUUAAAUAAGACUAUAGGCCUGAUAUUAAUUUUCCCAAUGUUUAAAGCAAUCACGCAUGACUAAAAUGUUGCAAGGUGUGAGUUGCCAUUCUUUGACCCCCACAUUUGAUAACUCAUUGUAACCUGCAUCAGGUUAGGAAAAAGAAGGAAAAAAAAAAUCUGACAAUAAAGUGACAUUUUCCAUCCAUUCUUCUUUGUGUUUUUUGAAAAUCAUGCAAAGGCUUUUAGUUGUCACAUGAAGCUUUCCAGGAUAGUUUUCUUGUGAAAACCAGCUCACGUUCACUACUGCAUUUAAGCACAAGCCAGUGAGACCUUUAGUUUACAAGUUAGUAUGUUAAAUGACUUGAUGUUAUCUUAAUACCAUUACCUGUUGGAAAAAUCUUUGACCACGUGUUACUGAUCUCUUGAAUCUUGUAGAGCUAUGUGGUGACGUGAUCAAACGCAGACUGAUGAGGAAAUGCUAUAGUAUGAUAAACUAGGUCCCAGGCACAAACAGCCUUACAUGUGUUUAAAUUGCCAUGUUAGAGAAGAUGGCAGGAGAGAUGUGUCUGUGUUUGGGAUUGUGGAGAGUGUGAGCAUCCUCUGUAGGAGCAGUGUGGUCUUCUGGGCCCUGCUCCCUCUCCAGUGUAUCUUUUUAUCUUUUUCUUUAUUUGAUGGUUUAUGGAUUAUUUUAUUUUUUUGUUUUUAUGGUCUCUUUCAAGGUUUCCUGACCCCAGUUUACUGUGGUCUCUUGUGUCAGAAGUACAGUCCGAAUCUGAUUGUUUAGACGAGGCAACUAAGGGCUUUAUUGGGUGCAUUUAAGUUUUUGCCUGAUUGAUGCAUAUCCACAAACCGAACACCCAGGCACAUCUGCAACUAAUCCUAAAGUGCGACUGAUCUGAAGUUGCCCUGGAAACAGAAACAUGCAUGAAUCCAGGUAUACCUGGUUUUAUCUGUGGUUUUCUGUUGGCGAUCCUCCUAGACUCAGAGAACAGCUGCAGUUAAAUGCAAACUCAUCCAUCCAGUUAUAUUUACUUGACAGGGAAUUACCUACCGUCCUCUCUGUCCCACAUAUCAUAUUUUUUUCUACCUUCAUCUGUUGGUGGCUGCUUUACCUGAUGCACCGGUUAAUUUUCAACAUGUCACUGAUAGAUACAAGCACCAGCAGAGAGAGGGGCUAUGUUCACUUUAAAAGGCGUGUACGUUAAAUGUUCUUGUAACACAGAUAACUGACAAACACAUUGUUUUCCUUCUCAUAGGCAACUAUAGUGUUGAAUACAGCAUUGAACAUGCAUUAUGUAUAGGUCAUGUUCUGAAAGACCCCAAAGGUCCUAACCCUGUACUGGGAAAAUGUGAUGUUUAACCUUGCGUGACACCCCCACCCUUUAUUUUGGUCACCAAAAGUCAGCCAAGUUUCAUAACUCUAAUAUAAUGUUCUUUGGCCUUUUAGUUGUGAUUAUUAUACAGAUCUGCAGUAGUAGAUAAAGAUUUAUUUGAAAAAGCGUCAUCUAUGAGAAGUAAUUAAAGUGUAUGAACAAGUAUGAAAUUGUGUUUAGCUUGCCAAUUUCAAUUAGCCACCCUCUGUUCAGAUGUGAAGCUUUAAUUUCAAAACAAUUCUGUAAAAUAAUGCAAAAGCAAGGAAAGUGUGCAUAUGUUUGUUUACCUUUACUUAAAAUGGUUUUGUUUUGUUUUAGCCUUUUUUAAAACCCAUCUUGUAACAUCUGAUAAAUGCACUAUAAUAAAGAGAUCUC